Camellia sinensis is the source of this 1758-nucleotide messenger RNA. RefSeq names its product putative serine/threonine-protein kinase WNK4. Gene Ontology annotation, molecular function: ATP binding; protein kinase activity. NCBI's taxonomy places the organism in Eukaryota, Viridiplantae, Streptophyta, Magnoliopsida, Ericales, Theaceae. The record is from RefSeq and is a predicted model, not a curated record. Gene Ontology annotation, biological process: protein phosphorylation.
CGAUAAGAGGAAGAAAAAGCCGUGUGUGUGUUUGAGGUCGUCCUAAAUAUUGGAACACUUUUAGGAUUCGGUUUUCUAGUUGAACUAUGUUUCUCUACUCCGAAUCCCACUCCAUAUACGUUUACCUACCUAUAACAAACACUAUAUAAUAAUAACAUUCCAUCAAUUAUCAACACUAGUCCUCUUCUUUGAUUAUCUCCUCAUACAUACAAUCUUCCUCUUCCUCUUGUUGCUUCAUCCAAGCUUUCAUCAUGACUACUACUUACGCCCAAUGCCUACUACUCUGUUCAUCUUGGUUUCUACCUGCUUUCGAUUCUUUUUUGGCUGCAUCUGAGGCUUUUUCCGAACACCUUUGAUUCUUCAUUCUCAGCUAUUACAAAUCUACGUCCACCUUCCCUCUUAAUCUGUUUGGUUCUUUUAAAUAAUCAGAAGGGUUUUUUGUUUUCUUGUUAAUCUAUCGCCAUGAGUUCUUCUUGUUGUUCUGGUUUCUUAUUGAAUGAAUCCGAUGAUUAUGAUGACGAUGACGUUGCAGAAAAAUCCCCCAGCGGUCGUUACUUGAGGUACAAUGAAGUAUUGGAUAGAGGACCACGAAACACGGUCUAUGAAGGCUUUGAUUUAGUUGAUGGAAUGGAAGUCACUUGGAACAAAGUCACUGUUGACGAUUCGUUUCAGUCUGAGGAACACAUGCGCAGAUUGAGUACGUUGCUGAAGCCAUUGAAACACAAGAACAUCAUCAAGUCAUGCAGCUCUUGGGUGGAUCAUCAAAGCAAAACUAUCAACAUGAUUUCUGAGUUCUUCACUUCUGGGAGUUUGAGGCUGUACAGCCAGAAACAUAGGAGUGUUGAUAUCAUCGCCAUCAAGAACUGGGCUCGGCAGAUUCUUCAAGGUUUGUGCUAUCUCCAUACUCGUGAUCUGCCUAUUGUUCAUGGUGAUUUGACUUGUCAAAAUAUUUUUGUCAAUGGAAACUCUGGACAAGUUAAAAUUGGAUAUAUAGGGUUACCAACUACCAUGUUGCAAACCCCAGAGCUCGAUGGGGAAGAAAUACAAUAUAGCCCUGUUGUUGAUAUACAUUCAUUCGGAUUGUGUAUGCUUGAAUUGGUUACUUCUGAAUAUCCAUACAGUUACAGUGAUGGUAAAACUCAAGCAUUGCUCGCCAAAGUGAAGGACAUACAGGUCAAGGACUUCAUAGAAAAAUGUAUUUUUCCCGUAUCUACAAUGUUUUCAGCAGCGGAACUCUUGAAAGACCCAUUCUUUGAAAUAUGCGCUUUUACAACGUGCGUCAAUGACACUCCUGAUCUGGUUUCGGUUCUGGAAUUCAAAAUAUCCAACGAGAAAAGUGAAUUCAGAUUGAGAGGAGAAAGAGUCGAUGAAAACUCCAUUUCUUUAACGUUACGCAUUGCUGACACGUGUGGUGGUCAGGUGACGAAAAUUGAGUUCAUGUUUAAUGUUGAUGCGGAUACGACCCUCUCAAUAGCUUGGGAGAUGGUGGAACAACUUGAUCUGCCAAAAGAAGAUGCGACUUUGAUCGCAGUGUUGAUGGAUAAUGUGAUUAUGAAAAUGGUGCCCUGUUGGAUGCCUUCCUCUGUUAGGUUUAGUGGUGUGAAAUGUUCAUAUGGGGAUCCAAUCCUAGUUUUUUGAUUCAAUCUAUUCAAUCAAAAUUUUGAGAGACAAUGUUGAAUGAUGCAAUUAAUAGAUUAGUAUCUUUGAUUUCAUAAUCUUACAUCAAUCCUAUGUUCAAUAGUAUUUUAAUUAGUUGAA